CAACAACCGUCGUGCCGCGCACUUAUUUACAGUGUACACUACAUAACCAGGGGAAACACUUGAAACUCCCCUUAAAUAUCUGGAACACUGCACCAACACUGCCUUCACCGCGACAGCAGUGCUACCAUUUAAUAAUAGAUAAUGGAAGAAAAAUUAAAGAAGGAGUUGGGGACGAGAAAACUGAAAUCAACUGGUUACGCUGGAAGUGGAUGUGUCAGCGAGGGACAGAGUUAUGACACAGACACUGGGAAAGUGUUUGUAAAGAUUAAUCACAAAAGCGAGGCCAAACGGAUGUUUGAUGGAGAAAAAGCCAGCUUGGAAGCCAUUCUAAAGACAGAAACUAUUAAAGUACCCAAACCGAUUAAGGUCAUUGAGCUUGACAAAGGAGGAUGUGUACUUGUGAUGGAACAUCUGGAUAUGAGACACCUUACCAAAUAUUCCAUACAGCUGGGAGAGAAGUUAGCAGAUCUGCAUCUUCACAACAAGAGACUGUUGGAAAAACUGAGUACAGAGCAGCAGACUGUGGGAAAGGGUCCUGGCCAGUCGGAUGUCACUGCCGUUGAGAAGUUUGGCUUCAGUGUAAACACAUGCUGUGGCUACCUACCACUGAUGAAUGAGUGGAAAGAUGACUGGGUGACAUUUUUCUCCCAGCAGAGGCUUCAGUACCAGCUUAGUGUGUUGGAAAGCACCUAUGGUGACAGGGAAGCUCGAGAAUUGUGGGCACAGCUUCAGCUCAAGAUCCCUCAGUUUUUCAAAGAUGUGGAGAUUAUUCCAGCUCUCCUCCAUGGGGAUUUAUGGGGAGGCAAUGUGGCAGAGUGUGCUGAAGGCCCCGUCAUCUUUGACCCUGCCUCCUUUUACGGCCAUUCAGAGUUUGAGCUGAGUAUUUCCAAGAUGUUUGGUGGCUUUGAUGAAUCAUUUUUCACUGCAUACCAUACAAAAAUUCCCCAAGCAUCAGGCUUUGCAAAUAGAAACCAGCUUUACCAACUCUUCCAUUAUGUAAAUCACUGGAACCACUUUGGUGGUGGUUACAGAGGGUCUUCAAUAAGAAUAAUGAAAAACCUUGUGAAAUAAUACUUAUGCUUGCACUAGUCGAAAUAUGCACACAUCAAACUUAAGCAUAAGUAUAUAAUGACAUCUGCUAUUAAGAUUAAUAGGUAUUAUUGAGAAACAAACAUAUCUCUGUGUUUUAACAUGUCACAAAAACAUCUUCCAAUAAAUGACUUAAAUUGUAUAUUGAUACAAUAGGUGUGCAGCUUGGUUUGUUCUUUAAAUUGCUGGCUAGAUUAAACCUGAAACAUGUACAUAAAAUGCAGUAUUUCCUCAAUUUGACCAAAAGUAAAAACCUGGGAUAUAGAGAGUUUUAUUUUUUUUAUUUUGUAUGGUAUCUUGAAAUGUUAAUGAACAAAAAAAAAAUACACAACCUCUCAUUUUUUUACAAUUUUGGAAUGUUUUCUACUUUAAAAGCGUGUGUAUUUAGGGUCAUUUUAAAAUAGAAAAUGUUAACUGUAGGGAUUCACUGUUACUUGACAUUUUCAUCCAAAAAGUCAUUAAAUUCUGCCUGAAAUAU
Messenger RNA from Cynoglossus semilaevis (tongue sole), 1567 nucleotides. It is a transcript of the gene fn3krp, whose product is annotated as fructosamine 3 kinase related protein. The record is from RefSeq and is a predicted model, not a curated record. Lineage: Eukaryota; Metazoa; Chordata; Actinopteri; Pleuronectiformes; Cynoglossidae. The transcript has 6 exons. Bases 142 to 1071 code for a protein of 309 amino acids.